This is a messenger RNA of Cavia porcellus (domestic guinea pig), 4232 nucleotides long. RefSeq names its product transient receptor potential cation channel subfamily A member 1 (gene Trpa1). The transcript has 28 exons. Gene Ontology annotation, biological process: transmembrane transport; monoatomic ion transport. NCBI's taxonomy places the organism in Eukaryota, Metazoa, Chordata, Mammalia, Rodentia, Caviidae. Gene Ontology annotation, cellular component: membrane. Bases 242 to 3577 code for a protein of 1111 amino acids. Gene Ontology annotation, molecular function: monoatomic ion channel activity; protein binding. The record is from RefSeq and is a predicted model, not a curated record.
UUGUCCUCCAAACGGGUGCGUCCAGGGCGGACAGUUUCCAGCUCUGCGUUUUUGCCUCCUUCCUCCUCCCUCCGCCCCGCCUGCUCUCCGCACUACAAGUACCCCAAGCCACCGCGCCACAAGUGGCCCAAGUUCUCCGCCGAACACCACGCGGAGUUUUCCACUCCCCUCAUCUCGGAUCUCGGCCGGUGACCGCGAGUGGGGCGCAGCUGCGCUCCUCGGCGGCGCCCAGGUGGACACGAUGAAGCGUAGCUUGAGGAAGCUGCUGAGAUCUGGGGAGACGGAGCCCCAGGGCGCAGUCUACCAGGGCGUUGACGACAGCAUGCCUGACUCCAAGGACUUUAAGGUGGUUUUUGAAGGAAAUGAAUGUAGAUUACAACACAUUAUCAAGAACCGAUGGAAAUUAAACAAAUAUGAGGAGGAAAAUGUCUCUGCUUUGCACCAUGCAGCAGGAGAGGGUCAGCUAGAACUGAUGAAGAUGAUUAUCAGCGGUUCUUCUUGUGAAGUGCUGAAUUUAAUGGACAAUUAUGGGAAUACCCCUAUGCACUGGGCUGCAGAAAACAACCAAGUUGAAAGUGUUAAGUUUCUUCUCAUCCAUGGAGCAAACCCAAACCUACGAAACAACAACAUGAUGGCACCUCUUCACAUAGCUGUGCAGGGCAUGCACAAUGAGAUGGCAAAGGUCUUGAUUGAACACAGCAGUACUAAUAUUAAUUUGGAAGGAGAAAAUGGAAACACAGCUGUGAUGAUCACAUGUACCAAAGAUAACAGUGAAAUCCUGGAAAUUUUGUUAAAAAAGGGAGCUAAACUGUGUAAGUCAAAUAAAUGGGGAGACUUUCCUGUUCACCAGGCUGCAUUUUCAGGUGCCAAAAAAUGCAUGGAAUUAAUAUUAAAGUUUGGUGAAGAAGAUGGGUACAGCCGCCAGUGUCACAUUAACUUUGUGAAUAACAAGCAAGUCAGCCCACUUCAUUUGGCAGUUCAAAGUGGCAAUUUAGAAAUGAUUAAAAUGUGUCUGGACAAUGGUGCUCACAUAGAGAAGAUAGAGAAUGGGAAGUGCAUGGCUCUGCAUUUUGCUGCAACCCAAGGAGCCACGGAGAUUGUUAAGCUGAUGCUAUCGUCCUAUUCUGGUAACAGCAAUAUUAUUAAUGCAGUCGAUGGAAAUCAUGAGACCCUGCUUCACAGGGCCUCACUAUUUGAUCACCAUGAACUAGCAGACUACUUAAUUUCAGUGGGGGCAGAUAUCAAUAUCACUGAUUCUGAAGGACGGACUCCACUUGUAUUAGCAACUGCCUCUGCAUCCUGGAAUAUUGUAAAUCUGCUACUAUCUAAAGGUGCCAGAGUAGACAUAAAAGAUUAUCUUGGACGUAAUUUUUUACACUUUACUGUGCAGCAACCAUAUGGAUUAAAAAAUUUGCGACCUGAAUUUAUGCAGAUGCAAGAGAUCAAGGCGCUGGUAAUGGAUGAAGACAAUGAUGGCUGCACUCCUUUGCAUUACGCAUGCAAACAGGGAGUCCAUGUCUCUGUAAAUAACCUACUUGGUUUUAAUGUGUCCAUUUAUUCCAAAAGCAAAGAUAAGAAAUCACCCCUGCAUUUUGCAGCCAGUUAUGGGCGUAUCAAUACCUGUCAGAGGCUCCUACAAGACAUAAGUGACACAAGGCUCUUAAAUGAAGGGGACCUUCAUGGGAUGACUCCACUCCAUCUGGCAGCAAAAAAUGGCCAUGAUAAAGUAGUUCAGCUUCUUCUGAAAAAAGGUGCAUUAUUUCUCAGUGACCACAAUGGCUGGACUGCUCUGCACCAUGCUUCCAUGGGAGGGUACACUCAGACAAUGAAGGUCAUUCUGGAUACUAAUAUGAAGUGUACAGAUCGGCUCGAUGAAGAAGGGAACACUGCUCUCCACUUCGCUGCAAGAGAAGGGCACGCCAAAGCUGUUGCACUUCUUCUGAAUCACGAUGCGGACAUAGUUUUGAACAAGCAGCAGGCCUCCUUUCUGCACAUUGCGCUCCACAAUAAGAGGAAGGAGGUGGUCAUUACCACCAUCAGGAACAAAAGAUGGGAUGAAUGUCUUAAGGUUUUUACUCAUUGUUCUCCAAGUAAUAGAUGUCCAAUCACGGAAAUGAUAGAAUACCUCCCUGAAUGCAUGAAAAUUCUUUUAGAUUUCUGCAUGAUACCUUCCACAGAGGACAAAUCCUGCCAAGACUACCAUAUUGAAUACAAUUUCAGAUAUCUUCAGUGCCCUUUGCAAUUCACCAGAAAAUUACCAGCUGAACAAGAAGUUCAUUAUGAGCCUCUUUCAACACUCAAUGUCAUGGUACAGCAUAAUCGCAUAGAGCUUCUCAAUCAUCCUGUGUGUAAGGAAUAUUUACUUAUGAAAUGGUGUGCCUAUGGAUUUAGAGCCCACAUGAUGAAUCUAGGAUCUUACUGUCUUGGUCUCAUACCCAUGACCCUUCUUGUCAUUAAUAUAAAGCCAGGAACAGCUUUCAACUCAACUGGAAUCAUCAAUGAAACUCAUAAUCAAACAGACACGACGAAUUCAUAUCCAAUUAAAGUUUGUAUGAUCUUGGUUUUUUUAUCAAGUAUAUUUGGCUAUUGCAAAGAAGUGAUACAAAUUUUCCAACAGAAAAGGAACUACUUUUUAGAUUAUAACAAUGCUUUGGAAUGGGUUAUCUACACGAAAAGCAUCAUUUUUGUGCUGCCCUUGUUUGUCAGCAUACCAGCGUACGUGCAAUGGCAAUGUGGAGCAAUUGCGAUAUUCUUGUAUUGGAUGAACUUCUUAAUGUAUCUUCAAAGGUUUGAAAAUUGGGGAAUUUUCAUUGUUAUGCUGGAGGUAAUUUUCAGAACUUUGUUGAGGUCUACGGGAGUAUUUAUUUUCCUUCUUUUGGCUUUUGGACUUAGCUUUUAUGUCCUUCUAAAUGCACAGGAUGCCUUUAGGUCACCAUUGCUUUCCUUAGUCCAGACCUUCACCAUGAUGCUAGGAGAUGUCAAUUAUCGAGACACAUACCUUCAACCCUUUUUGAAAAAUGAAUUGACAUAUCCAGUUCUGUCUUUUGUACAACUUAUCGCCUUUACAAUGUUUGUCCCAAUAGUCCUAAUGAAUUUACUUAUUGGUUUAGCAGUUGGUGACAUUGCUGAGGUCCAGAAACAUGCAUCAUUGAAAAGGAUUGCUAUGCAAGUAGAACUUCAUACCAGUUUAGAAAAAAAGCUGCCCAUUUGGUUCUUACGCAGAGUGGAUCAGAAGUCCACCAUCGUGUAUCCCAACAGACCUAGAUAUGGACCAGUGUUACGUUUAUUUCAUUAUUUUUUUGGUGUCCAAGAAACAAGACAAGAAUUGCCAAAUACUGAUACAUGUUUAGAAUUAGAAAUGUUGAAACAGAAAUACCGGCUGAAAGACCUCACUUCACUCUUAGAAAAGCAGCAUGAACUUAUUAAACUCAUCAUUCAGAAGAUGGAGAUCAUCUCUGAGACCGAGGAUGAAGAUAACCACUCUUCUUUUCAAGACAGGUUCAAAAAAGAGCGGCUGGAACAAAUGAACAGCAAAUGGAAUUUUGUUUUAAGAGCAGUUAAGACAAAGCCACACUAAGGAUUAGCCACCUAGACCUUCAUGGGCUCUCUAGGAGUGAAAGGCUACGUGACUUAUCACAUCUGAUUUUAAUUUGGCAAGAGCGAGAAGCAGAAAUCUGAUUGAUAUCAUUACAUAGAAAACUGCAGUUCCCGCAUUCUGUGUCAAAGUAAACUAUUUCUAAUUAUCCAUAUUUUGUGGCAAUCCCUGUCUGUUGAGAAUAUAUUUACUGAAAUGUUCAAGUUUGACUUCAAUGACAAAUAAUCAUAUUAUUUGAAUGGGUAGCAAACAUAUUUUCUACAACACACACUUUUAAGGACAAAGAGUAUUAUAGUUAUUUAGCUAGAAUGCAAAAGUCAACCCUGUAUUCUCACCUGAUAAUUGUAUAACAUUAGGUGCUUUAGAUAAUAGUCUCAACUAUUAGGUUUAGUGCUAUCAUUUGGAAAACUUUUAAUGUGACAGAAGUACGUGUAGGUGGUGUCCAGGGUACACCGUCUGUUCCUGCUGUGAUAACUGGCCAACUCUUCUUGCUGAUCCCAGCACACCCGAUGUCCCUUCGAACCAUAGAGAUGAAGUCCUAAUAUUGAGGGCAUGCAUGAAUUCACUACAGGUGAUAUGUGUUAAUUCUGUAUUUUUUUGGUUUCAAUGAUUGUAAUAAAUAAAAUCUAAAUAGUGA